Vitrella brassicaformis is the source of this 2528-nucleotide messenger RNA. Lineage: Eukaryota; Vitrellaceae. The record is from the annotation of a GenBank genome assembly.
GAUGGAUUGAUUGAUUCAAUCUACUCUAUAUAUCUAUAUCCAUCAUCUUGGCCGUGGUCGAUCAAUAUACUACAGGGCAUGGAUCCUCACAUAUACACAAGUCAGUCACGUGUCGACACACGACCCAUCCGCCAGAGGCGGCCGAGAUGCUGCUCUUGAGGGUGGACCAGUGAGAGGCAACAGACGGCACCUGAGGCUAUCGACACAGACAGAGAGGAAUGAGUCAUGGCUGCGGUGGUGAUGGGAUAACCUCUCUGACCUUGGGCGCGACAUUGGCGAGGAACAAGCCCUUAAUGGUGGUCACAUCACACCCCACCUGACCCCAGCCCAAGGCCCAGCUGUGUGUCGUCAUGGUCGUAUCUCUCACUUGUGUCAGCAUUGUCAGCAGCGUCAGCAGCGUCCCUUCACCUCUUCAAAACUAGCUAAGCUACCCCGCGACAUCGCCCUCCCCCAUGGCUCUGGGCGACAUCGCCCUCCCCCAUGGCUCACCUGUCGUAGCUCGAUCAGUGUGGUACGUAGUGUGGUAUGAUGUGGGCGAGUUGGUGUUCGGUCAACAGGGCGCGGACCAAUGAAACGGCGACGGGAUAGCGGUCGGCCAGCCGCGUGUGGCCCUCGAUCGCCGCCUCGGUCGUAUAGAGGUUGAUGAAGCCAUCGGCCAGGUACAGAUAGGUAGCGGUGGUGUCGUCCUCCGUGCCCUUGAGGACGAUGAAUCGGGAGUGGUCAUCAUCCCCCUCCCACUCGCAGAUGCAGUCGUCGGUCUUGUGGCCGUCUAUGGGGUCCGUCAGCAGCGACCGAUACCGCUCAUCGCCACGGCCCACUAUCGCCCGAAAUACCCCCUUCUCGUCCACCCCCUCUUGGUCAGUCCAGUGCCACAACACCAUCCGUCGGAUGAAGGCCGUGAAUGAGGGGAGGAGCCAGUCACCGUGGCGGAUGGGCGGGUUGAGAGAGUCGUAUGUGCGGCGGUAGGGAUGGCGGGGAGGGAGGCCGGACAGCGGCAGCGUCUCGAAGUGCCACUCGUGCUCGCCGCGUCCGAUGCGAUACCGCUGCGUCUCUGCCUCUCCCUCCUCUCGCUCCUCUCCAUCCCCCCUCUCGGCCUCCUUCUUGCCCUCACCGUCAUCGUCGUCGGCCUCAUCCACCUUUGUGAGCGCCAGACUGGUGCCCCUGUAGUUGAGGAGGUGGCGGAAUGUGCUGUACUGGCGAAGGGCGAGGGGCAUUGUGUGGAAGUCGGCCUUGGUGGGCAGGUGGGCCGCCAUCCACUGGGACGCCAUGAUCAGCGGCAGGCCAGUCGAGGGCGUUAGCUUGUAGAUGUCAGCCAGCCGGAUGAAGUCGGCCCACUCACACCACACCGCCCCACCCUGCUCCAGUGCAUGGGCGCACUUGGUGUAGUACUGAAGUGUCGGGCGCUGCACGUCAAUGAGGCCGGUCAGCGAGUGGCGGCUGAGGUGCGUGUCGACGCGGCGCAGCACGAAGUCCUCAUUGAUGAGCUCGGUCCCGUAGAACGUGUUUGCCGCCCUUGCCGGGCUGAUUGCGUCACUGAUGGGGAGGAACCCGACAAUGUGGUCGCGAUAGAGAUCUGUCGGCAGGCGGUUCUCCGUGCGACGAGCCGCGUUGUCGGCAUCAGCAGCACCUCCAGUGUAUGUGGUGUGAGUGGGGGCGGCAUGGGCAUCUGGCGGCGAUGGAUGGGGGGCUGAGGGAGGGGUGGAGGGUGGGCGAGUGGCCGCCAUGCCUUGUGUGAUGGCGGUGAGGGCGCAAGAGGCGGCCGAGAUGCUGCUCUUGAGGGUGGACCAGUGAGAGAAGCAGACGGCACCUGAGGCCAUCGACACAGACAGAGAGGAAUGAGUCAUGGCGGCGGUGGUGAUGGCUGGAUGUCCCACGUACAUUCGGAGCAACAUCAGCGGCGAAUGAGCCUUCUGCAACCGACACAUCACGCUCCACCUGACCAACACAUGCAGCCACAACAAAUGCCCAGCUGUGUGUAUGUGUGUCAUCGUCGUAUCUCUUACCUGUGUCACUUGUGCCAGCAGCACUGAGAAGCGUCGCUGCAGCUCAUCAAAGCUAAAGCUACCACCUGCCGUCUGCACACAGACACACAAGACAAACACACACAGCCGUGACGGGCACACAAAGGGCGGUCAAAUGUGCGUGGGAGAGACCGCCCACCGAUGCGUCACCGGUCACGUCCAUCUGCGGCUGCGAUGACAAUCCCCUCAUUUGCCGAUCUGACGACACAUUACACAGCACGAGACAUCCUCUCUGUAUGUCUGUCUGUAUCGUCGGUGUCGCCGUCCUCUCCUACCCUCGGCAAACCCGUCGAUGCGCUGGCGCUUGGAGCCGUCAGCACCAGACAUCUCAAACACACGCUGGUUGAUCGAUGAUCAACAGGCGCCACGGAGCGGAAACGGCGCCUCAGGCGGAGCUGAAAGGGCGCGAGAGGAACACUUAUCCAUCAUCAGGGCGAAUUAGCGGUUCCGCCCACCUAUAGGCACCGAUGUCAUCCCUUUGCCCCUCUCCAUCUUCCUCUUUUCUCC